Messenger RNA from Vicia villosa (hairy vetch), 1149 nucleotides. RefSeq names its product ATP-dependent Clp protease proteolytic subunit 3, chloroplastic-like. The record is from RefSeq and is a predicted model, not a curated record. Gene Ontology annotation, molecular function: ATPase binding; serine-type endopeptidase activity; ATP-dependent peptidase activity. Gene Ontology annotation, biological process: protein quality control for misfolded or incompletely synthesized proteins. Bases 53 to 949 code for a protein of 298 amino acids. Gene Ontology annotation, cellular component: endopeptidase Clp complex. The transcript has 5 exons. NCBI's taxonomy places the organism in Eukaryota, Viridiplantae, Streptophyta, Magnoliopsida, Fabales, Fabaceae.
CAUUCGUUGGUAUAGUUACCAAAACAAAGAAGAAGAAGAAAAGAAGAAGAAAAUGGAAGUGAGUUUAUCCUCAACAUGUAUACCCCUAAGCUUCAAAUCGAACAACACGUUCUUGAAGCAUAACAAUUACGUUUCCCACUCUCAAAUUCCCACCCUCAAUCUUUCAACCAAACACAGAACAACAAUCUGUAACGCAAUCAAACCCACUUUAUCCUCCAACUGGCUCGUUUCCCAUGAUUUAUCUGCCAAAACCGCCUCUCCAUGGCUUCCCAACUUCGAAGAACUUGACACCACCAACAUGCUUCUCCGUCAAAGGAUUGUCUUUUUGGGUUCUCAGGUGGAUGAUACGACAGCAGAUUUUGUAAUCAGUCAACUUUUGUUUUUGGAUGCUGAUGAUCCUAAGAAAGACAUCAAGUUGUUCAUAAAUUGUCCUGGUGGUGCUAUUACUGCGGGAAUGGGAAUUUAUGAUGCCAUGAAGUUAUGCAAGGCAGAUGUGUCAACAGUUUGUCUCGGACUUGCAGCAUCCAUGGGUGCAUUUCUCCUUGCUGCUGGUACAAAAGGGAAGAGAUAUUGUAUGCCGAAUUCUAGAGUUAUGAUCCAUCAACCGCUUGGAUCUGUUGGCGGAACAGCUAUAGAAAUGAGAAUCCGUGCGAGAGAAUUGGCAUACCACAAGGUUAAGAUAAACAAGAUACUAUCAAGAAUAACACGAAAGCCUGAAGAGCAGAUUGAAUUGGACACGGAUCGUGAUUAUUUUAUGAAUGCUUGGGAAGCAAAGAAAUAUGGUUUAAUUGAUGAGGUUAUUGAUGACGGAAAACCAGGAUUAGUUGCUCCAAUUGUAGAUGCAACACCGCCUCCAAAAACAAAGAUGAGGAAUUUGUGGGAAAUUAAAGAAAAAUCAAAAGGUAAGAAGAUACUUCUUCCCUCAGAGGAAGCACCAACUGCUGUAUGAGUUAGGGGACAAACAAGGAUAGCGUUGCAUUGCUUUCAUGCACGAAAACAGAUAUAUCACCUCCAACAAGUGUUAAAGGGACUUUUCAAUUUGUGAUUCGUGAUAGCAGAUACAUGUCGUGUAAAAAUCAAUACAUAUAUUGUAUGCUUCAAGUGUUAGAUUCCUUAAUGAAUAUAUUUUUGUCCUCAAGAUUUAAGAAA